Wyeomyia smithii (pitcher-plant mosquito) is the source of this 1370-nucleotide messenger RNA. RefSeq names its product elongation of very long chain fatty acids protein AAEL008004-like. Lineage: Eukaryota; Metazoa; Arthropoda; Insecta; Diptera; Culicidae. Gene Ontology annotation, biological process: fatty acid elongation, saturated fatty acid; sphingolipid biosynthetic process; fatty acid elongation, monounsaturated fatty acid. Gene Ontology annotation, molecular function: fatty acid elongase activity. Gene Ontology annotation, cellular component: endoplasmic reticulum membrane. The record is from RefSeq and is a predicted model, not a curated record. Bases 250 to 1053 code for a protein of 267 amino acids. The transcript is spliced from 4 exons.
GCUCAAAUUCAGAUUGGUUCAAUACCGAAUAUCCAAAGGUCGGUUUCGUAAAGAAAGCAAAAAAAUUUAAUUAACCAUGACACCGAUCCAUUCACACGCUUCACUACGCGUUACUACAAUUAAUACAUUAUGCAACAUAUCAGUUUGAUUUGAAUUAAUUUGCAUCGAUUGACCGACAAGCCGCUGGCACGCGUACUGGCCGAGCCAUCUGCCCAAGCUCAGUCUAAUCGCACCAGCCAGGUGAAGAAGAUGGCCGUUGUGCUGAGGUCGCUAAUUUGUGGAUAUAAGCGGUACUUUCACGAGUUUCAAGAUCCCCGAACCGUAAACUUCCCGUUGGUGAAUCCACCAUGGCUGCCGUUUGCGUUGCUUGGUGCAUACUUGUACUUUGUUCUGCAUCUAGGACCCAAAUUGAUGGCCAAAAAAAGUCCAUUUAAUCUGAGAGCACUUAUUUUGGUUUACAAUUUGAUACAAGUGAUAGCCAAUGCGAUGCUCUGUAUUAUGGCGUUAAAAACAGCUUUCGAUCAGCGGAUAUCUUUCAAAUGCCAACCAGUUAAUCGUUCCGAUACACCAGAAGGCAUACGAGAGCUUCGAUUGAUACACUAUUACUACUUGCUAAAAGUGGCCGAUUUGAUCGAUACAGUAUUUUUUGUGCUACGCAAAAAGCAAAGCCACGUUUCGUUUUUGCACGUGUACCACCAUACCGGAGUUCUGCUGGGUGCCUACGUGUACUUCCGCUUCGUCGGUGGCGGUCACCCGUCCAUGUUGGGCCUCUGGAAUACGUUCGUCCACGCGGUCAUGUACUUUUACUUCUUCCUCACGAUAUACCGACCGGAGCUUACGAGAAACGCCGAUUGGAAAAAAUACAUCACCAUGCUGCAGAUGGUCCAGUUUGCCUAUCUGGUAGUCCACUUCGCGUGGCCCGUGCUGUUCAACCUGGACUGCGGAAUCGCCAAGUUUUGGUUCUGGCUGCCGAUGAUUCAAAACGUUUUCAUGCUGGCACUAUUCUCGGACUUUUACCGCCGGACCUACGGGAGACAGAAGCAACUGCAGUAACUGGCUCAGAAGGGACUAAUUAGUUUAAAAUAGAGUAGUUAUAUGCAAUAAAUAUGUUGUUGUUAAUUGUUACACAAUCUACAACCUGAUGAAAUUGCCAUAAAGUUUCAGCCAAAUCAAAAAUGACAAAUAAAAUAAAUUUAAACUGGUUAUUUUUCGUAGGAUCGCUCAUAUUGUACAUAUUUUUGCAAAAUAAUGUUAAAAACUGAAUCAAGCUGUGUUCAAAAAUUCUCAAAAAAAAACGAAGAUAAAAAAGGCCGUUCUUGACAUUUUAUUGUAUGUGAAUAUUGUAUGUGAAUAACAAAUAAAAUCACUAA